Spirometra erinaceieuropaei is the source of this 498-nucleotide messenger RNA. NCBI's taxonomy places the organism in Eukaryota, Metazoa, Platyhelminthes, Cestoda, Diphyllobothriidea, Diphyllobothriidae. The record is from the annotation of a GenBank genome assembly.
AUGACCGCCGAUGCUCAGCAGCCCCACGCCCAACCGCAGUCAAUCGCCGCCAUUUCCAUCAUCAUUAACACAAACUCCACGACGACGACGACCACCACCACCAUCACCACAGCUCCCAUUCUCGCCACUGACCAAAACCCUCCCGACGGCCCACCAACUACUGCGCUCACCACCACCUUGAGAGGUGUGGGAUCAGUCCUAACCUGCCGUAAUCGUGAUGACACAUUCGCCUCACCUAACGACCUAAUCGGUCACUUGCGAACGCAUCGCACUGCGAAAGGCACAUCAGUGCCAGGACCCCCCACACACAUUCCCCGUAUCCGCCUCCACUGUCCACGCACAUUCAUACGCCGCAUGGGCCUAUGCGGUCACAUGCGUAUCCAUAACGGCGGAAUUCGUUGUUGUAUUGAUGCACGUACCACAUCUUGCACGCCCACAAACCCACCCCCCUAUCCCCAGCUUAAUCAACUCCUCAACGAUCAGCGCACCCAUCACUAG